This is a messenger RNA of Frankliniella occidentalis (western flower thrips), 1538 nucleotides long. RefSeq lists its product as uncharacterized. NCBI's taxonomy places the organism in Eukaryota, Metazoa, Arthropoda, Insecta, Thysanoptera, Thripidae. The record is from RefSeq and is a predicted model, not a curated record. The coding region runs from base 134 to 1441 and encodes 435 amino acids. The transcript has 2 exons.
UAUUGCCCUGAGGAGGAGUGGGGGGAGCUGGAUUUGUUGUGAUUCUCUCGAGCCGGUUCGUAGAGUAUCAAAAUAAGAAAGGCUUCAAGUUUAGUUGUAAUUUUAAGGCUGUUCGGCUGAUUUUACAAAAGAAAUGGCCGACCGAAAUGUUGUGGCGACGUUGUCAUUGCUUAUGGCCUCUACAAUUCAGUCAUUAUUGGUUGCUGUCGUGAGAAGCCGUGCAUUAAGAAGAAGAGCUCUAUUUAUGAGAAGAGUAGCCGAGUAUUGUGCGAGAAUGCGCCGCGCGCACCUGAUGAGAGUUGCUGCGUUUAACCGUGAACGAAGACCGAAGAGGAUGUGGAGACGUGCAAGAUCCACCGACUGGUGGGACAGAAUUGUUCCGGGUUUUACUGAUGAGGAAUUUGUAGAAAAUUUUCGGAUGAGGCGUCGAACUUAUGAGUACAUUUGUGACAGACUGAGACACCGUCUAGAACCUCAGCACAACCCUAUCAAUGGUGCCCAGGGACUAUCUGUAGAAAAGGUAGUUGCGAUUGCAAUUUAUAAAAUGGCUUCUUUGACAGAGUACAGACAAGUUGGAAACCAGUUUGGGGUUCACAAAAGUACAGUGCACAACUGUCUGUAUGCAUUUUGUAUAGCCGUCAAUGAUGAACUUGGAGCUGAACAUAUACGCAUGCCUGAUGAAGCAGAGGCUACUAUCAUAGCAAAUCAAUUUGAAGCGAUUACUAACAUUCCUCAAAUAAUUGGAGCUAUAGAUGGAUCACAUAUUCCUAUUACUGGGCCAGAGACUGGGCGUGCUGAUUUCACUAACAGAAAAGGCUACUGUUCCUUUGUACUUCAAGCUUUAGUUGACUGUCAGUACCUUUUCAGAAAUAUUUCUAUCAAAAUGCCGGGAUGUGCCCAUGAUGCUCAUGUUUUUAGGGAAAGUGAGCUAUUCAAAAAUAGAGAAGAACUGAUGCCUAAGGGAGUAAAAGAAGUGGAUGGUAUGCGCAUACCGUUCUUUAUUGUGGGAGAUCCAGCAUACCCUUUGUUACCGUGGGUCAUCAAGAAUUACAGUUAUGAUGGCAGAACAACCCGGGAGAUGGACUCCUUUAAUUGUCAUAUGAAUCAGGGUAGGAUUGUAGUCGAGAAUGCUUUUGGACGUUUAAAAGCAAGGUGGCGUAUUCUUUUAAGACAAUCAGAGAUCCAUUAUACUUUUAUUCCUCAGCUAGUGGCCACUUGCUGUAUCUUGCACAAUAUAAUAGAAAGAAAUAGGGACAAUUUCAACCUCUUGUGGGACCAGGAAAUUGCUAAUGAAGCUGACAUACCCCCUCAGCCAGAUCUUGAGGCAUAUGAGGAGGAAAAUGAACCAGACGGUGCAGAUUUAAGACACCACCUCACAAGAUAUUUGGCCAGGAACUUUGAGCUACGCCGAUCAAUAAGAUGGCAUUAUGCUGGUGUGUAAUUUGUAAUGGCUGUUAAAGGAAGCACAUUUGACUUAAACCCUCCUUUUGCCUUUGUAAAAAUUCAUAUUAAUUAAUAAAAGCACUUUUUACAGCUAG